AUGGCAUCAACGGAAAUUUCCUGGCGUUUGACCGAUCAAGGCGACCACUCUGGAGGAGAAGAAACCGAGAUGUCGUUAUCACCCGAGCAGCGCCAGUUCUUUCGAGAUCAUGGCUAUUUGAUUCUGAGAGAUGUUCUCUCCAAGGAGGAGACCAAAGAUCUCCAGCGUUGGGCGCAGGAAGUCCAUGAUUGGCCGACCAAUGAGAAUAGCCCAUGGAUGCCAUAUGAGGAAAUCAACGCCCAGGGAAAGAAAGUGUUGUGCCGAACAGAGAAUUAUGCCCACUCGCACCCGGGUUUCAACAGUUUGCUUCGUGGGCCGAAGCUCCUGGGUCUACUCAGGCAACUGGCUGGUGAGGACAUGUUGCUCUUCAAAGAGAAGAUCAACUACAAACUGGCGGGAAGUGGUGGUUUUGCGCCACACGUCGAUAGCACGGCGUACGCCCAUAUCAAAAACAUCACACAUCUGGCCAUUUUGCUGGCUGCUGAUCCAUCGAACAUGACCAAUGGUGGAUUAGAGGUAGUCGACGGAAGCCACGAGAUGGACAUCCCCAUUGGUAGUGACAACUGUAUCGAACCGGAAUGGGUGAAAAAGCAGAAGUGGACGUCCAUAACUUUGGAAGCCGGACAUCUUCUCAUUUUUGGAUCAUACCUGGCCCACCGAAGUGGCAUCAACCACAGUCAUAGCGAUCGAAAAGCGAUCUAUGCAACAUACAAUUGCGCGAGCGAAGGCGACCUACACGAUGAGUAUUAUGCCCACCGAAAAGUGGUUUGGCCGCCGACGCGGCUGAGAAAAAUGGGUGAAACAUAUCAGGAGGGUGCCUUGAGAUAUGGAUACGGUAGUCCCAUGCUGAGUGUAGACGCUGGAAAGCAGCUCGAGUUUGAAGAAGGAACCAGGGCCCAGUCUGCUUCUACAGCAGCUCAGGCGGCAUCCCGCAUCAUCGAGAUCCUCCAAUCAUACGGCCAAAGUGAUUAUAUCGGAGAGGCCAUAUCGCAAGUCGAACAUUCCUUGCAAUGUGCGAAUCUUGCUGCUCAAAGCUCCGCGGACGCCGCGACCGUCGUGGCCGCUCUCCUUCACGACAUUGGUCAGAUCAUCCCCGAAUCUGAGGCGGAACAGCUUCUGGGCGGAGAAAAGGUCCGGGACAUGUGCCGGGGGGUCAUUCCAGCGGACGACGCGAAGACGUCGAAUCGUGUCGGCCGCAUCUCACACGAAACAUUAGGCGCACGAUAUCUCCGGACCCUAGGGUUUCCAGAAAAGGUCGCAGAGCUAGUGGAAGCCCACGUGCCUGCGAAGAGGUAUCUCUGUGCCGCAGAAAAGGGAUAUUAUGAUACCCUCAGCGAGGCAAGCAAAGAGAGUCUGAAAUUCCAGGGUGGCCCGAUGAGUGGUGAGGAAGUUCGCACAUGGAGUGAGGCGAAAUGGGCGAAAGAAAAAACGAAUUUGAGAAGAUGGGACGAUGGAGCUAAGGUGGUUGGGCUGGAUGUCCCUGGACUUGAGACAUAUAGGUCUAUUCUCGAGCAGGUGUUGAGCUCGUGA
Molecule: messenger RNA, 1530 nt
Organism: Rhinocladiella mackenziei CBS 650.93
Lineage: Eukaryota; Fungi; Ascomycota; Eurotiomycetes; Chaetothyriales; Herpotrichiellaceae
Exons: 5
Coding region: 1-1530 (509 amino acids)
Source: RefSeq, a predicted model, not a curated record